This is a messenger RNA of Acanthoscelides obtectus, 389 nucleotides long. Lineage: Eukaryota; Metazoa; Arthropoda; Insecta; Coleoptera; Chrysomelidae. The record is from the annotation of a GenBank genome assembly.
AUAGGUGCAAAAUGGCAGCGAAAACAAGAAAGUUUUCCGAAGAUUACGUUAAGUUUGGAUUUACCUUCAUCGAAAAAGGCCAGUCACAAUUGCCUCAGUGUGUGAUAUGUAUGAAUGUUUUAAGUAAUGAUAGCAUGAGGCCCAAUCGCCUUGGAAGGCAUUUGAAGCAACACCCUACUCUGGUUUUGAAGACGAAAGAGUUUUUUUCUUCUAAAGCAGAAUCACCCAAACGGAUGAGACUGGAUAAGUCGGGAAGUUAUCACACAGGUGUAUCGCAGCAUCUCAAAGCUUCAUUUGAAAUAGCAAAAGAAACCUCAUACUAUCGGUGAAGAAUUAAGAAACCAUGUGUCCUAAACGCCACGCAGAUAAUUUUAGGAGAAGACGCAGAG